GAAAAAGAUAACCUCCAAUUAAAUCACCAAUUCACGUCUUCCCUUAUUCUCAAAAACGUGUCCAAUUCCUGAGCUUGCCACCAUUUUCCCUUUUCUCUGCAAAAGCAAUCUUCUCAGUUUCCCAAUGACCCCUAAAUUCACUCAAUCUCCUUUCCUCAUUAAUGCAUUCCCAAUUCUAACAAUUUUAUUCUAUAUCUAUACAUAUACAUUAUAUGUAUCUAUAGAUUUCAUUUCAUGUAUAUAAAAGGGGUUGGUUGCAUUUAGUCCUUGUCAUAUACUGCUGUAAUUUUUUUCGAAGGUCGUGUUCGGUGUUUAUGUCCAUUGAUCGUCUUUUCUUCAUUUCGCCGGCUUUUAAUCUGCGCCGUUGACACGUGUCUUCCUUCCUUCUGCGAUAUUUCUCUUUGUGUUAUGAAGAAGCCCCGUAUUGAAUUAUUCAAUUUCGACUUGCCUCAUUUCUCUUCUCUUGGUUCUUCAUUUUGUUCUGAGUUUUCUGAGUUUAAUUUCUCAUGGAAUUACCUUGAUCCCGUUUUUCUUCAUUCUGUGAUUGUUGGUGGAGCAAAAUGGAGGAGCUCAUUGGGAACAUUGAUUAUGGCAGAUGUGUCUUUCCCUUGACAAGUUUGCAAAUUGGGGACUUGCAGUCCUAUCUUUCACAUCUUUACCUUUUCCUUGCCCCUGAGAGUAAGAGAUGCUAUAUCUUGGUGGACAACCGUCCGUGGCUUAGAGAUCUUGUUUCUAGACCUGCACACUUAUGGCAACUGAUGGUUACCAAGUCCAGGUUAUCUCCCUUUGCGAAUACCAGAGGGCGGAAGCAGAGGAAGGAGGGUGGAGAUAUGUUGGAUAUGAAAUCUGUUCCUGAAUUAAGCACGAGCGAGUCUGAAAAUGUUAGAAGAUGGUUUCCCUUUAUUGAUGCUGCAACAUUGUCCCGGAAGAGGGAAUUAUUACCUGUAAAGAAACUGAGAAGCUCUUUGAUCUUGAAUAGCAAAUUGCAUAGGACAUUGUACGGGUUCAUUGUGUUUGAAGUUGACUGGAAUGAUGUGCGUGGUAUAAAUUAUUUCAACGAGCUUCAGACAGAUACAUCACUUGCCAUAGAGACAAAAUUCAUGAAAAGAUGGGAAUUUGAUAGUGUGACACAAGCUGCUAGAUGCAUGUCUUCAUGGUUUCCUGGGACUGGCACGGAGCACCGUCUUCUGAAAGUGUUUCUGGAAUCUACUAUAGGAGAUGUAUUCUAUGAUGCCCAUGACAAUUUUCAAUGGACAACUGAUGUGGCUGACAGUGAUGCUUCUACUUGCAAUUCAAGUGAUGAGGAUGAAUCUCCUUGCUGUUCAGUUAGAAGUUUCAGUACAUACCCUGCAGCAGAAAUUAGCGAAAAUUCUCUGCAAACCCCAUCUCCACCUGAUGGACCUCAUAAUAGAAGAAAACUUUUGAAGUCUCUCAGUAAACGAUUAAAUGUUGAUUUGCUCUCCGAGGAGCCCUUCUCUGAAACUAUUGAAUCACAGCUACAUGGCGAGACCUCUGACAACAGUACUUCUGAAGUUGUUGAAGCCACCCAGUACAAGGAUGUUUUGCUUUUGUUUCGGUUUAAUGAUCGUGAUCUCCCUUUCAAACUUAGAGACAUUAUUCUUUUGGAUUUACGGUUGCUUACUCUACUGGAAGCUGGGCUUCCUUCGUGGGUCAUAUUUCUCCAGUCUUAUCCAGUAUUUUGCCAUAUUUACCGUCCAUGGAUGUGUCCUCUAGCAAGAUUUUUAUAUGUCGUAAUCUCUAUAGUUACUGUUCUGAUUGGAUUCUAUGAUCUAUACAAGAAUGUACCCGUACUCAAAGCGACAGCAUCUAGUUUGUUUGGGCCCCUUUUUGAUUGGAUUGAAACAUGGGAAAUGGUAUCAAGAAUUCAGUACUUGGGGACCAUGCUAUUUCUGCACAAUUUUCAAAAGGCCUUUAAGUGGUUCCUCAUGACAACGCGUACUAUUCGGUCAUUUUUCUCCAUUCUCGCACAGCCAAUGGCUGGUCCACUUGUUGUGUUCGUGGAAUUCUUCCUUCCUUUCUGGAAUGUGUGUACACAAAUUAUGGUGGAUUUCUUUUCCGUAAUAUGGUUUACAGUCUGGUCUUCUUACUCUCUGGUGGGAAAAAUUAUUGAGAUUUUAUUACUACCUCUGUGGUAUGUCAUCUCGUUUGUUUGGAUUCUUGUGACAUCUUUAUUUUACCCCAUCUUUUGGAUUCUGUGGGAGAUUAUCUACGCUCCAAUUCGCCUGGUCUUUGGUUUUUCUAGUCUUCUGGGAUUUUUGUGUACUUCUAUAUAUGAAGUGAUUCAGGAUUCAUGGCUGUUCGUAAGUAGCAUAGUUCGAGUUACUUCUCAAGUGGAGUCAACAGUGACCUCCGGUGGGGUUUCAAUAUGGCGUUCUCUUUGGAAUGACCUUUUCUCUCAGGUUUUCCGAGCUCUUCGGAGUAUUCUCUAUGGUUUUGUUGCCUUCUUCACAGCUUGCAAUAGACACAGGUUAAGUAUAUAUAACCAUUCAAGUGAGUUCAUACGACGAUUAUCUGCUAAAAGGUCUCGGUUAGAAUCUAGUCGCAGUGCACAAACAUCAGGAGCGCAAAUCACAUGGGUAGAUACAGAAGAAGCACAGCACCAGCGAAAGUUCAGAAAGAUCGAAUGAUGAGUAGAAACUCCACUCCUUUUAACAUGUAUAGCAAAAUUAAGUCCACUGUUGACCAGGAAGUUUUCGAGGUGCGGCAUGUAAGAUAUGGUAAAAGGGGAAAUACAUCAUAGGAAAUUAGUUUGUUGGUUUCUCCUUUGGUCCUGCCCUUGUGGUUUUUGUUGUAAUUUUCUUUUUGAUGGUCUCCUUAUAGUUUCAAUCCGCCGCCGAGGUUGGAGCAUAUCGGAAAAUCUGUAAAUAGUGAACAUGAGGAUGCUUUUUGCUAUACAAAGUACAGAGUUAGUUUCCAAUGCUUGCUUCCUAAAUCCUAAUUCCACAAUUCCACUUAA
This is a messenger RNA of Nicotiana attenuata, 2977 nucleotides long. RefSeq lists its product as uncharacterized. The record is from RefSeq and is a predicted model, not a curated record. Lineage: Eukaryota; Viridiplantae; Streptophyta; Magnoliopsida; Solanales; Solanaceae. The transcript is spliced from 10 exons. The coding region runs from base 561 to 2648 and encodes 695 amino acids.